This is a messenger RNA of Caenorhabditis auriculariae, 3052 nucleotides long. NCBI's taxonomy places the organism in Eukaryota, Metazoa, Nematoda, Chromadorea, Rhabditida, Rhabditidae. The record is from the annotation of a GenBank genome assembly.
AUGCUGAUCAAGGUGAGAAAUUUGAUUUUUUUUUUCUUUCUGGAAAAGUGCUCACGAAUCGAAAUGAAAGCGUUUGAGCAACUCUCAAAAAAAAAAAGUUUUUCAUUUGAUGUCAACUGAAUUUUUAUAUUCUUACAUAUUAGGCUUGUAAGUUAUUGAAAAAAAAAAUUUAUCUUCAAAAUUUUGUCGAAAAGUUGUGCCGGCUCAUUUUCUAGACACAGUAAGUUUCGAAAAAAACUGAAUUUUGGUUAGGUUCAGCUUCUAACUUUUUCUCUGUUUCCUUAUUUUUCCACAUUAAUUCGGAACCCUCUUGAAAUCUCUAUAGAAAUUGGCUCGAAAAUGGCGAAUAUUGGAUAUUUUUUUCUAAAAAAACAGGAACUUUUAAAGAUAUAAAAAUUUUGGUUUGAGAAAAAGAAAAAAAUUUCAUUGGAGCACCUGAUUGGACUCAAAUAGGCUAAAAUGCGUCAGUGGACUUAGGUUUCUGGAGCCUGGAUCUCUCAAUGUUUAUUCCGUCUUUUGCGGAUCUGAACUGCUGUUUUUCUCUGCGCCCUCCUUGUCUCUCGGUGACUCUCUCUUAUUUUCGUGCUAUUUUCAUGCUCCCCUGACUUUGCCGGUGAGGCAACAGAGAGACGCAGACACUCGAAAAAUUUAAAGUCGAGACGAACGAACUAUAUAAUAAAUAUUGGCUUCUAGAAGUUCAACUUUUAGUUUUUCUUUGCCCUCUCAUUUUCCACACUAUCCCUCCAGGAAUUCCGAAUCCCGAUGCCGAUCGACGUCGAAGACUUCCAACGUGGCCAACUCUACGCCGUCGCGGAACUCAGCAAAAAUGAAACGGGCGGCGGCGAAGGGGCCGAGGUGAGCCGACCGCGACCGCGACACGCAACGCAUCUGACGAUCUUCAGUUCAUCAAGCAGAAGGACUUCACGAGUACGACCCUCCUCCCCGGCAAGACCGUCUCCGGCACUUAUACCUACAAGAUCUACCAUCUGAGGUCCAAGGCGCCGUGGAUCCUUCAGAAGGUACUUUUUUUUGACAAUAAUCAUUCGAUUUUCGGAUUACUGUACUCUUCCAAGUCUGCGACAGUUCGUGGGGUGUAUGCGGACCUUUUUUGCGUUUCUGUCUUUUUCAGCAUUCUGAGUGCGAUUUUUUCGAAUUUUUGCUUAGAACGUUUGUUUUGAAGCAAGUAGUUAGUUCAAAAUUCAUCAUUUUCUAAUUCUUGCUUUUUAUUCGCUUUAAAGAGGAGCGAAAGAAUAACAAAAAUUGAAAGUAGAGUCAUUUAAUACGCUGGAAAAAGUCAUAAAGAAAAAUCGGAUUUUUACCUAAUCGAUAACCAGUAUGCAUACACUUCAAGAGCGCACGCAGUAUCGCAGACUUGAUAGUUACCGUAACCCGAAAAUUCAAAAAUUGUUCUUUGACCCUCUUUUCAUCAACAAAUCAAUAAAACGAAUCUUUUAGCUUCAUAACUUUUCAGAUGCUCCCAGAAGAAGCCUUUGAAAUCCACGAGGAAAGCUGGAACGCCUAUCCUUACUGUAAAACAGUUCUAACUGUAAUUUCCCCACGCUCUCCUCCCUAUUGCUCAUGUUAGCCUUCAGAACCCGAAAUACAUGAAGGAAAACUUCCAACAAAUCAUCGAAACCAUUCACUUGCCCGACAAUGGAACUUCUGAAAAUGUCCGUUUCCCAUAUCGAUUUGUUACUUAAUCGAUUUUCAGCCUUUAAAUUGUCCCAUCAAGCGGGAAAUCAUUACGCUCGACAUUUGCGACGAUAAAAUUAUUGGCAAAUCGGCCUACAAGGAAAAUUGCGAUCCAAAAGUGAGAUUUUCGAAUUAAAUUUCAAAAAAUGUAGAAAAUUCAGAUUUUCCAGUCAACAAAAGCAGAAGUUGGGCCGCUGGAAAACGAUUGGAUCGAGGAACAUGAACCGGUGAGUUUUUGGCAAACACUGGGAGGGAGAUUGAACCUGGGACCUUUCUGGUGAAGGCCAAAGAUGUUACCGGCUGCGCCAUGAUACAAUGUGUUAAAAAAAGUGAUGGAUUCGUUCGAAAAAAAUUGACACUAUUCCUCAAAAAAAGAAAAAACAAAAAAAAUAAUAAAAUGGAAAGUCUGGCUUAGUGGGCAAAAUUUGCUACAGUUCUGAAGGUUCCAGGUUCGACUCCUCACCGCGUUUUUUGUUUUUUUGCCAUUUUUUCCUGUGUUUCAAAAAUUCAUCAAACCUUACAUAUUUGUUGACUGUUUUUUAAAUCAUGCAUUUUCAAAAAAAAAAACCGAGUGGCUCAGCGCACAAAAUUUUUUGGUGAUCUGAAAGGCCUUAGGUUCGAGUCCGCACCACGUCAAAUUUGUUUUGCCAUAUCAAAUUCUAAUUUUCUUAAUGAAGCCUGACACGUUUGCCCUCUAUAGUUAUAAUAUUUUUUAGCUAACCAAGUGGGUAAAUAAUUUUCUGUCGCUCCAGAGGUCCAAGGUUCGAGUCGUCACCGCGCCAAAUAAUUUUUGCCAUUUUGAAGCCUCAUUUUCUCAAUGAAGCCUGACACAUUUGCUUUCCAAUAAAAUGAUAUAAUUCAAAAGAGGCGUUUAGCUCAGUGGUUAAAGAAUUUCCGGUCGCUCUAGAGGUCCAAGGUUCGACUCCUCACCGCGUCAAAUAGUUUUUUGCCAUUUUUUUCCGCUUUUCAAAAUCUUCUCUACCCUUCAAUUUUCUUCCAAAAACUCAACUUUCCAGAUAAUGUGCGCCUACAAACUCGUCUCUCUGCACUUUAAAUGGAAGGGAUUCUCGAGUCUUGUUGAAAAAACGGUCCUGAAGCAAUACCCGAAGAUUUUUGGCGUUUUUCACAGGUUUCUAAUGGGAAAAAAAUGUGUUUCUUUAACGAUUUUGGAAUUCAGAGAAGCUUACACGUUAAUCGACACCUGGUACGACAUGACUUUAGAAGAAGUCAGAAAGUUUGAAUUGGAAACGGCUGAGGUUCGCAAAUCGAUUUGGAAAAUGUGAUGUUAUUUUUUUUUUAGGUUUUGCGGAAGCAGAUCGCUGAGCCGGAGAAACGGGGAACGACUUGCAAUGAGAAAUAA